Molecule: messenger RNA, 1048 nt
Organism: Gadus chalcogrammus (walleye pollock)
Lineage: Eukaryota; Metazoa; Chordata; Actinopteri; Gadiformes; Gadidae
Product: cornifelin homolog
Exons: 4
Coding region: 140-628 (162 amino acids)
Source: RefSeq, a predicted model, not a curated record
AUGGGUGGCAACAUCCUGAGAGCAACGAUAGACUCUGGGGAUAAAUGUUCUAACAUAAACAGUUGCUUGUUCAGACAAAUGCGCAAUCUAAGCUGCAUCUCCACAUUAAGGCUGACAUUUGCUCCGUUCAAAAGCAGCCAUGGCGAUGAUCCACCCACAGGUGAUGACCAUCCAGCCCAGUGUGGUCACCACGGGUGUGGUGACCUCGGCUUUCGUACCGGGGAGGGAGAUGUGGUCAUCCAGCUUGUUCAGCUGCUUUGAGGACAUGGGGAUAUGCUGCCUUGGGUUUUGGUGCCCGUGCGCCCUGGCGUGUCAGGUCAGCGCAGACCACGGCGAGGGUCUAUGUCUCCCCAUGCUGGAGUCGAUGAGCGGCAUAGUUCCAGCCUUGGCCCUGGGCCUCCGGAUCUCCGUGAGAGAGCGCUACCGCAUAAAGGGCUCCAUUUGUGACGACUGCUGUAUCGUCACGUUCUGCGGCAUAUGCUCAUACUGUCAGCUGGCACGGGAACUCAAGGAACGCCGGUGCCGUCACACACAGGUCAUCUCCUCCACCACCGUGCAGGUCAACUCGAAUCCUCCGGCAUAUGUACCCCAGUACCCUGUCCAACAGGGCUACGGUCCCCCACAAUAAUAGGCAGUACCCAAGGCCUUAUUUUUAUAUACAUUACAUUAUGGGAUCAGGUUUUUAGAAGAAAUGUAUGCUUUAUACUUAUACUUUAUACUAUACAUGACGUUAUGGUUGCGGGUUUGAACCCACCCAAGAAAUGUGCCGCUCAAGGCUUUGCAAGAUGACUUGGUUAAAUGUGUGUGUGUGUGUGUGUGUGUGUGUGUGUGUGUGUGUGUGUGUGUGUGUGUGUGUGUGUGUGUGUGUGUGUGUGUGUGUGUGUGUGUGUGUGUGUGUGUGUGUGUGUGUGUGUGUGUGUGUAUCUGUGUAUGUCUGUUCCCGUGUGUGUUCUUUUGAAAGUCUGUGCUGUUGAUGUGUUAAAGUUUAGAGCGUUGCCUGCAUGCAUAAUGAUAAUAAAAGUUUGUCCAAAAAUAUUUUGUCACAAAU